Messenger RNA from Osmia bicornis bicornis, 2584 nucleotides. Its product is annotated as BUD13 homolog. Gene Ontology annotation, molecular function: RNA binding. NCBI's taxonomy places the organism in Eukaryota, Metazoa, Arthropoda, Insecta, Hymenoptera, Megachilidae. Gene Ontology annotation, cellular component: RES complex; U2-type spliceosomal complex. The transcript is spliced from 5 exons. Gene Ontology annotation, biological process: mRNA splicing, via spliceosome. The coding region runs from base 662 to 2497 and encodes 611 amino acids. The record is from RefSeq and is a predicted model, not a curated record.
UAAAACUAUGGAAAUUUUAUUAAUAUUUACAAAGAAAUACUCCCUCUGUCCCAUAAUAAUAGUAGCAAGUGAAUAUUUAAACGAGAAUUAUUGGCGAAUACAGCUGUAAGUUAGGUUGUAGCGCAAAGUUGGGAAGAUUUCAAUCAAAAUCAACAUUUCAUGAUAUCUGUCAUUUGUUUUGACACAUCUUUCAAUUUUUAGAUUAAUCUAAUUAUUACCAAUUAUAACUGUUUUUCUAAUUAAAAUUGUUUUAUAUCAGUUGAAUAUCAACCCAUUGUAAAAGUAAGAUGAAAAAAACAGAGUUUUCAAGCAAAGAUCGAGUUGCGAUUGUCCAGUUCUUGCCAGUUCUUGAUCCAGAUUUUAAGCUCACGCAUAUAGGGAAAGCAAAGCUUCGCAGCUAAGGGAUCCUACCUACAAGUUUAAAAUGCAGUAACGAAAUUAUUCAAAAAUCCAGAAACUAUCUGAUCGCUCAAAAUAAAAAUUAGAAGUAAAAUUUUUAAUUUAUUGUUUAAUUUAAUCUAGUUUUUUGAUAAUAAAUGUUGCGUUCUAUAUUUCUUUUCUUUUGCUACUAUUAUUAUGGGACUGUUUAAAUAGCGAUCACAGUGUCCCCAUGUGAACAACGCGUGAAGCAUUCUAGUAGCGUAAGUUGCGCGUUUCAGCGAUGGAGAAGAAAUUUGUAGAUCAGAAAGAAUAUUUAAAGAAAUACUUGUCCUCCGGAGAUGGCGACGAUAAAAAGAAGAAAAAGAAGAAGAAGAUGAAACUAGGAACUAAAACAGUUAAAAUCGUUGAUGAUGACAUAGACCUGAAGAACAUGAGACCUAUGGAAGAAAAUGAAUUUGAUAUCUUCGUGGAUGCAGAAGAUGCACCUCAAAUUGCUGGUGUAGUAGAUGAACGUGGACCGGUUGACUUCUCGGAUAAAAGGAGAUGGAAAAUUGUAGCGGAUGACGAAGGUGGAGACUUGACCGUCACCAGUUCUAACAAAGAAAACAAACAAUCUAAAAAAGUAAAGAACCAUGAUUUAUCUCCAGCAAGAAAACAAAAGAAACACUUAGAUAAUGAUUUAUCUCCUCCGAGAGUAUCCAAAAAGAACAAAACAGAUGCAGAUAGCGAUUUAAGUCCACCUAGAAGGAAGUCUAAGAAACAUGCGCACAAAGCUUCACAAAAUAAUAGUGACAGUGAUAAUAGUUCAACAGACAUUCCAACUGGUAAAAUUAAAAAGAAAACAAGGAGGAAAGAGAGAUCUGAUUCUGAUUUGAGUCCACCAAGAAAGAGUAAAAAGAUCAUAAAACAUAGAGAUAAAAAUGAUUCAGAUUUAAGUCCUCCUAGAAGAAAUAGGAAAGAUUCUGAUUCAGAUUUAACCCCUCCUAGGAGAAGUAGAAAGUACUCUGAUUCAGAUUUAAAUCCACCAAGAAAUGAGAAACAUAAAAACCAUGACUCUGAUCUGAGUCCUCCAAGGCAGAAUAAAAAGCAUAAAAACAAUGACUCUGAUCUUAGUCCACCAAGGCAGAAUAAAAAGCAUAGAAACUAUGACUCUGAUCUUAGUCCACCGAGGCAGAAUAAAAAGCAUAAAAAUUCACACUCUGGACAUAAUGAUUUCAGUCCACAGAGGGAACAUAAGCAUAGAGGUUCACACAAAGAAAAAAAUUAUAAACAUUCUGAUAAGAGUUCCAAGCCAUAUCGGAGAUAUUAUGAUUCAGAUAUGAGCCCACCUCGAAGAAAGAAUAGAGAUAUUAGCCCUAGCAGAGAUGGCAAUGAUUUCCAUAAGUCUAAAAGGAAUAGAUCGGAUGAUAAAUAUAAACGCGAUUCUCACACAGAGAAUUCUUCUAGAAAGGAAAAGUCGAGGCAUAGAGAUACUGACUAUGCAGAUAAUGAAAGACGAAUGAAGAAGACAUUAGAUGGAAAGACAGCAGGAUUGCAAAAUGCCAGGGCUUUAAGAGAAGAAACAGAGGCGCAUAAAAAACGAGAAGCUGAACACUUCAACAAGCUUAGCAAAGAAGUUACCGGGGUCGGUCAAGCAGUGGUUCUACGCGAUUCAAAAACUGGAAGAAAACGUAACUUAGAAGCUGAAGCGGCCGAGGAACGUGAGAAACAAAAGCGACAAUCAGAAUUGAAUGAAAAAUAUGCUAAAUGGGGAGCAGGUUUGAAACAGGUAGAGGAUCGUGAAGAGAAAUUAAAAGAUGAUCUCUAUGAAAUGAGUAAACCAUUAGCAAGGUAUGCCGAUGAUGCUGAUUUAGAUAAAAGACUCCGAGAACAGGAGAGAGAAGGUGAUCCCAUGUUGGAAUAUAUCAAACAGAAACAAAUAAAGGAAGGCAAGAGGAAACCAGACCGACCAUCGUACCAAGGAUCAUAUAUGCCAAAUCGUUUUGGUAUUAAACCGGGUCACAGAUGGGACGGGGUGGAUAGAAGUAAUGGAUACGAAAAACGAUGGUUCGAGGCUCAAAACGCGAAGGUAGCGCGUCAAGAAGAAGCUUACAAAUGGAGCACUUCGGACAUGUAAAAUAAAAGUAUCUAUUUUCUAUAAAUUAUCGACGAGAAAUUGUAAAACACAAUUUCUACUUAAUAAACAACACUAUAAAUUCGUUAA